Messenger RNA from Ylistrum balloti, 3173 nucleotides. Its product is annotated as neuropeptide CCHamide-1 receptor-like. The record is from RefSeq and is a predicted model, not a curated record. Gene Ontology annotation, biological process: G protein-coupled receptor signaling pathway. The transcript has a single exon. Bases 405 to 1550 code for a protein of 381 amino acids. Gene Ontology annotation, molecular function: neuropeptide Y receptor activity. Lineage: Eukaryota; Metazoa; Mollusca; Bivalvia; Pectinida; Pectinidae. Gene Ontology annotation, cellular component: membrane.
AAGUGGUUGGACCUGAGGUACGGGAUGGGUACUAAAUUUAUCAACAUGGCAUUGUUUAUCCGCUACUCUCGCUAACCUGAACAAAAAAGUGUCGUGUCAUAAGGCGGACAUAUCCAGUUAACACUAAGUUUUGGACUUAAAGUUUUCACAAGUGUAGCAGUUAAAGUGCUGGAAUGUAUGUUAUCAUUACUUUGGGACAGGACACGUGACCGGACUGUUUAAAGGAGUCUACACCCCGUUACAAGGUGAGGCGUGUAUUUCAGAAAAAAACGGCAAACUGCUUUAACAGUUCAAGACAAUUAAUCAUCUCCAAUUUUCAUGAAAGUUGUAAUUUAUCUGGGCCAAAGUCAACAUUUACUUAGAUGUAAAUUAUAGAACAUUUCUGAGGAUUGACAACAUUCACAAUGGCUAAUUCCAAUGUCACCUCCGAACCUGUGGAAGAGAACGCGGGUAUUCUAAACAACAGCGUUUGUAAUUUUACUGGGACAGGGAACUGUUCCAAUGUCACAGAACACUUUGACUUGAUACAUCCUGUACCGCAGAUCGUGGUUCCUAUUCUGUUUGUUAUACUUAUGUUGACUGGUGUCCUAGGGAACGGUACACUCAUAUUUACCGUCCUACGAAACAAAUCCAUGCGGAAUGUUCCGAAUAUUCUCAUUGUAAAUUUGUCUGCCGGGGACUUGCUUCUUCUGUUGAUGUCCGCGCCGUUUUCAGCGACAGUCUUUACAUUGGAAUCUUAUCCUUUCGGGGAGUUGAUAUGUAAGAUGAACGAAUACCUGCAGACCUUGUCGGCUGGAGUGUCGAUUCUCACUCUCACUGCCCUUAGUGGUGACCGCUACGUCGCCAUUGUGUAUCCGAUGAGCAAGCACAAGGGUAAACCGACGGUUAAGACAUCAAUUGCCGUGGCAUCCAUUUGGAUAAUUUCCGCUAUUUUCGCUAUCCCUGAUGCCAUCAGUUUUAACAUCGAGUUUUCGGAGGUUUAUUACUGCCAUCCGUUUCCCGACCGAUGGCACGAGUGGUAUGGGAAAGCCCACUGUUUGUUUCGCUUCUUCACUCUCUUCUUGAUCCCUCUCAUUAUCAUUGGGACAUUCUAUUGCUUAAUGGCACGGAUCCUUGUCAAAAGCAGUCGCCAGAUGCCUUGUGAAGCCACAAAGGGCCCAGGGCAGAGUCAGCAACAACAGCGCCAGAUCGAGGCUCGAAUGAAAGUGGCGCGCGUGGUAUUGUCGUUCGUUCUUCUGUUCGUCAUUUGCUGGCUUCCUCGCCAUGUCUAUCUAAUCUGGUUCUACUGGACCGAUUUCGACUUUAGCGACUUCUGGAUAUGGUUCAAAGUUUUCGGUUUCUGUCUUACUUAUGUUUACUCAUGUGUCAACCCCUACGCACUUUACUUCCUGAGCAGUCAAUUCCGGAAGUACUAUAACCGCUACCUGUUCAGGUGCUGUCCGAAGUCUUAUCGACUACGGGAUUCCAAUGGCUCCGGACUACAAAGCUACAGUACAGUCCGGAGGGGCAGCACCUCUCUAACUAUGGUCAAGUCCAAUUCAGAAAUGUGAUCAUUUCUACCUUCCUAACGGGAGAGGUAGUCGCUAACUUGUCUGUAGUAUCGGGUGCAUUCGAUUCAUACCGCUGGACGCGUUCGUUUCAUACAAGUUAAGGUGUGUUGAACAUCAUCAAAUUCAUGUUUUACUUUAAAAACAAUGAUAAUCUGAGCGUCCAGCGAAUUUCACUUCCCACGUGACGUUGAUGGAUCAGGGUACAUUAAUGGAUACGAUUGUUAUUACUACAAGUGGUCCAAAUAUCAACUUUUAUUCCGGGAAAUGAGCUGAAUUCGUCAAAAAUGUAAAUUUACAGUUAUUUGUUACAUUUUUGAAUGUCGGAGAUUUCCAACUCUGUCAAAAGUUAUUUAUCGUUUGUUGUUGUGGUGCAUCUGGGCCAAAUCAUGUAUGCGUUUGUAACAGAUGAUUGUUAACUUGGAUUAGUGAUAGUUCUCGCUACAUUGCUAAAAUACAGAUCCGACGUCCUUUGUACGGACGAUUUGACACGGUGGAAUAUCUUUACAGCGGACGUUUGGACACGUUGGGACCUCGUCACAGUAUUAAACAGAACGUCACAUAUCACUGCUGUGAGACCAACAUUCUUUAAUCUGGAUUAGUAGAGUUUUCACACGGAUUUCUAAAGUAAUGUCAUUGUCAUGGUAUGCUCUACUGGGGGCACCCUCCGAGAAAGCAUCCUUAAUAUCCUGUCUGUAUUUAUAUAACUUACUUACCCGUUUACAAACAGAAAUGUGACUGAAAAGUAAGGCUGGGGUCGGGAUUUUUUUUAAAAAUCCUUUUUCAACAUUUAUUUAUUUGAAAUCUAUGUCAUUUUUAAAACUCAUUCGAUUGGUCCCAAGAUUCGUUUCCACUGACACGACACGGCAGCUUUUCUAGAUUUCUCAAGUCAAUAUUGAUGUCUAAAUGGAGAAGAAAACAAAUGUAAAAAUUGCUUUAUUUAUGUCCUUAUUGUAUCUUGAUAUAUAGAUAUAGUACUCAACCUUAAUUCUAUGUAUCGUUAUUAACAGAGGUUUUAAAAUUGACUUUAAGAUGAAUCACAUUCUACAAAAUAUCACAAGAUAUCACAUUCAUCUUAUAACCCUAUCACAGAUACCCAGAUAUGUAUUCAUCUUUUUCUGAAAUAAUAUGAAAACAUUUUACAGAUAAACACCCUCAAAUCUACUUUCACAAAUCACAAAAAUAAAUCGGUAUUCAGUUCUAAAUGAAAGUUACACGGAAUGAAGACUUAGAUCUUUCAAGUCCUCGCCAUUUUUGGUAUAAUGUUGUUGAUCUAGGGGGCAGUUUAUAACGCAUCAUUAAGACUAUGAAAUGAAAAUGUUCCGAAAAUCAUGUUUUCGUUUCCCUCUUUCUUGGAAGCGGCAAGGACAAUAUUUGGCGGCAAUAAGGUCCAAGAAAAUAGGAUUCCAUAAGUGAUAUACAAGUUCUUUAUAGUAAUAUAUUCGGGACUAUGUCUUAAGGAACUUUAUAGUAAUACAUUCGGGACUCUGUCUAAAAGAAAUUAAUAGUAAUAUAUUCGGGACUCUGUCUAAGAGUAAUUAAUAGUAAUAUAUUCGGGACUCUGUCUAAGAGUAAUUAAUAGUAAUAUAUUCGGGACUCUGUCUAAGAGUAAUUAAUAGUAAUAUA